AUGGCCACCAUGUCUUCGAACCUUCGCCGGAGACCGUCAACCUCUGCCGGUCGGCCGCUCACCGACAACCCCAACCCCAACCGCAACCCCAACUGGAGGGACUGGGAAGGCAUCUCCCAGAGCAUGGCGGCGCAGAUCGCCGGGCACGCCCUCGCCAACGACGUCGCCGACUACCUCCAGUUCCGUGCUGCGUGCGCCCCAUGGAGGGAACAUACUGAGGACCCUAAGAAGCACAGCGUCCUAGACCAGCGCUUCCACCCGCACCGCUGGAUCCUGCUGCCGGAAGAGAGAAGCGCCGUCGACGGCCCCAGGUGGCGCCGGAUGCUGAACCUGUCACACGGGACGAAGAUCACCCUGGACCUGCCUCACCUCCUCGGAGGACACGCCGUCGCCGCUGGACCCGGUGGCUCCCCCGGCGGCAUACUCGUCCUCAUGGACGAGCAUAGCCUCGUGGUCCGGCUGCUGAACCCGCUUACUGGCCAGGGCAUCGACCUCCCAUCCGUCGCUCCCGUGCUGAGCCGCCGUAGCGAGGGACGACUGGGCCUGGCCAAGGCGUUUUCAGGCCUUCGCAACGUGACAGGGGCGGGCUUCGCCGGCAACUCUACGGUGGUGCUCCAUUUCGGGUAUGACAACAAGCUCGUCUCCACCAAGCUCGGUGACGACCACUGGGAGAUAGUCAGCAAUGACUCGCUGAUGUGCUCGGCCUUCCCGUUCUACGGGAAGGUCUACGUCGCCAACGGGGACGGGCUCAUGGUCGUGGACGCCGAGGCGGCACCACCGAAGCUGGAGCUCGCCGCCCAAUGGCCGCCAAUGGAGAUCACGCUCGUGCACAUGGCUGACAGCUCUGGGGAGCUCAUGGUGCUAACAAACAAGGCUUGUUUCAAGAAAGGGAGCGACGACUACAUGGUAGAGUUUCAUAUAUUCAGGCUGGACGCGGAUGCCGGAACGCUGGUCGAGGUGAAGGACCUCGGGGACCGUGCUCUCUUCGUCGGCGAUUACUGCGGCGGCCUGCUCGUGUCCGCCAAAGAAGGUAUCAUCCCCAACUCCAUCUACUUCCAGCACGACCGGCUCAACAAGUUCUAUGUGCGGCGUGUGUCCGACGACCAAACUAGGCGGCUCACUGAAGCACACAGGGGCAGUUUCAUUGACGAUCUGACGUCUUAUGUCGCCUGGAAUGGCCGCAACAUGACCAAGUCUCAGCUGCUGUUGGCUGAUUUGGGUGAUAACAACAAGGCUUGUUAAUUUAGGCGUGGCGCCUGUGCCUACGCAUUGGAUCGGAGGUUUCAAGUUUGUGUGACCGACGGUUAUAUGAGACACAAAGUGAUAUCAUUAUAUUUCUAUGAGAAACUUUUUCAGUUAUAUCUCUCUUGUUGCAUUCUAUUUUCACCAAAAUAUUGUGUAUUAUCAUUGGUUAGACUUAGAUCUUGAAACCCUCCU
Molecule: messenger RNA, 1437 nt
Organism: Lolium perenne
Lineage: Eukaryota; Viridiplantae; Streptophyta; Magnoliopsida; Poales; Poaceae
Source: RefSeq, a predicted model, not a curated record